UCAUAGAUCAGGGCCCUUAUUCUGUAUGAUAGUGUAAACGCGUAACGCGGCCGUGUCAUGUUAUCUUCGAGAAAUGUGCGUGGAAUGGUAUUCUGUAAGCCAAAUUUCUUUAGUACUAAACAUGACGCGUUGUGUUACGUGCUAGUUACGCACUGUCAAAAUAACGUGCGCACAUUUGCGUGUUCACAUUUCUCGAAGAUUACAUGACACGGUUGUGUUACGCGUUUACACUAUCAUACAGAAUAAGGGCCCUGUGGAUUUUCUAUAAAAUAAUAUCAGGUAUUAAAAACUUCUUACCAAAAUGAAAUCAAUAAUCGACUUUGGAUUUACUGACACGAAAAAAUAAUAUUGAUACGACCAAAGGACACGACUGACAUCAAUCAUGGUCAGAUUGGGUCAGAUAUAGAAACAAAUAAUUCAUGACUAGUUUAUGAGUCUCGGUUUCCGUAUAAUAAUAUACGUUUUAAUGUUCCCAAUGGGAAACUAAAUUUUUAGUUACAUAGUCUCAUACUCCAUCAAGAUGUCCUACGAAUUCCACGUGGAUGCAAUGAAAAGAUCCCUCCGACGCAAUAGAUGGUGGUAUCAAGCUAACAUAAUGAAAGUGCUGCAGGAUUGUAAAGAAAAAGGAGUGAGAGACAUUGAGACAUCAGUUGCACUUGCCGAGCAAUUGUUUGCGAUAUUAGAGCAGCCUGUAGCUAAAGCCACUCCAGUACCAUCGCACGAUCUAGAGCCCUUCGAAAAGGACGACUUGAUGAAACCCGUCGAACCUGAAGUGUUGAACUUACUAUACGGGAGUACAGAUAAAGGGGCCGCUGAGAUAUACUUUAAGGCUAGGACCAAAAAGGCGCCGGAGGAUAAGUACUAUUUCCGAAUCGCAACGAAUUGGGACUACGGCUGGCAACAGAAGCAGUCGCGGCAGCGUGCGCGCGACGUCAACAGAGGGCGCUGCGCCAUCCUGCGGGACACGUUCUACCGGAAGAACAACCUCGCGCCAGACCCGCAGCACUACAGCCAGCCCGCUGGCGGAGAAAUAUCUAUCUGCAGCGAGUACUCUUGCAGCUUCAACUGAGGUCUGUGACUUGUAGUUACUACGCUGCUGGUAAAUUUAUUGAACCACAUUGGUGCUAUUUCCCGGUAAUGUUUAUUGAAACGGAAUUUUUAUAUUUAAUAGUAGCGUGAUCUAUUAGAAAUUAAAACUGGAUAUGUAUCAACAGAGUAAAUGACUACACAAUAUAUUGCAAAAACAUAUAUUUUAUAAUUUUAUUAUUUACAAUAAUUCAACUUUUAUGUACAUAUUAACAACAGCAAAUGUAAUCCUUGUCUUAAGGCCACAUCUGUCUGUUCCAAAGGGAAUUAAUAUGUGGUACAUCAACAGUUAUCAUUUCCAGAUUGUAAGGAAAUCAUUAUUCCAAUGGACGAUUUCACCGCAACCUCGUAGGGUACCAUUCGAUGCCUACACUAAAAUAUAAAAAUAAUAUGAACAUGGAAACUCUGUAACAACUAUUGUGACAAACUAACGAAAUACGUCCAUUGAAAUGCGAAGACGGAACGAUAAAUACUCAAAAUGCUAACUAACCACAUGGUCAACAACAUUCGCUCUCCCAACAAAUCACUAAAGAGAAAAUAAACACUACAAAAUAAUAAAUAUGA
Molecule: messenger RNA, 1650 nt
Organism: Manduca sexta (tobacco hornworm)
Lineage: Eukaryota; Metazoa; Arthropoda; Insecta; Lepidoptera; Sphingidae
Product: protein ATP6V1FNB
Exons: 3
Coding region: 521-1069 (182 amino acids)
Source: RefSeq, a predicted model, not a curated record